Molecule: messenger RNA, 1362 nt
Organism: Lodderomyces theae
Lineage: Eukaryota; Fungi; Ascomycota; Pichiomycetes; Serinales; Debaryomycetaceae
Exons: 1
Coding region: 1-1362 (453 amino acids)
Source: RefSeq, a predicted model, not a curated record
AUGCUUGAUCUAUUAAGUUUCACAUCAUUUCUGAUUUGCCUUUGUUUGGUAUUGUACUUGGCCCAGAAUCAAAUCAGGGCCCUAAGUAAAGUCUUGUUUGCAAAAAAAGAAGUUGUAUCUGACAAGGAGAGGAAACUAUCAUCCAGCAACCCCAAGCCAUCCUCCUUGUACGGGAAUUCCAAUGGCACGAUCCCUAAGCCUACACCAUUGAUGAUCAACCCAGAUGAAGUUAAAAACUAUGAUGACAGACCAUGGAGACCAUUCCGCUGGCCAUAUCACCAAACUAUGUCCAUUUUCAAGUUGGAUAUCAACCACUGGCUAGAUAUGGACAAGUAUUAUCAACAUUAUAUUGAUGAGAAGGAAAGGAUUAGACUCAAGUACGGGGAAGAAAAUUUUGGUAUGCUACCUGAAGGCUAUGAUGCUUGUGUUGAACUAAUGGAAACGGUUGUUGAUCACAUGGUUGAAAGGUAUCCCUUAUUAUUCACCAUUCUCAAGGACGGUGAUUGGCAAACUGCUGGUAAGGUUCUCAAAAACGAGGUCACUGGUGAAGUUUUGGAUAUGACAAGACCAUUGAAGGAUGAUCCAUUAGUGUACGUGUCGAAGUUGGCAAAGGAAGAUUUCUAUGUUGUUUUAAAGAACCCUCAGGAUGGACUACACUAUAUGGUUGCAGGAGCUGUUCCCUUCCCAGGAGGUUCGUUCUUUAUCAAGGACAAGUUGGGCAAUCACAUCGACACCAUUCAUCGAGAUGUACCUUAUUAUGAAAAAAGUUUGAAAAAAUCGAUGGAGAGAUGGUUUGGUAGAAUGAGGCCGGAAGACCCAGUUGAGAGAGCUAGUUGGUAUAUCACAUGGGAUGCAAAGUUAAAAGUCAGCAACAUUUACCAAACGGAAAAGUUUUUCCCCAACAUGGAGAAGGAUCUUGAAGAGACUGAUCCGCGUCAGUUUAACGUUCGUGUUGAGAGGCAAACUUUGCGCCGGUUACCCAAAACAGGAGCCAUCAUUUUCACCAAUCAUCCAAUUUACUACUCAAUUGAAGAAAUGAAAGAUGAACCAAUGAUUCCAUCCAUUUUGAAAAAGAUCAUACAUGAGGGCCCAGAAGAUAUUUUAAAGUACAAGAAUUUCGAGAUGGUGAGAGACAAGUUGUCGCCUUAUUUGGAUGAAUUGAUCCAGAGACAAAAGGAUUUGGGUCUCAUUACUGAUGAAACACCAUUGAAAACGCAACCCAACUACCCUUUUGCCCACUGGGUCAAAGACAACAUAAAUGUUUCUGAAAAUGAAGGUUGGAAUAACCCUGGCACUGGUUAUGAUAAGAAACAUAUGAAGACUGAGGGGUUCGAUGCGUCUAAAUUGGCGGGUAAUGAAUAA